GAGUUCAGUUAACGGUUUCAAAGCAGUUGUUGUCCUGAGAGCUUUUUGUUCCGUGGGUUGCCUAACAUUAGCUACGAUUUAACGAUCUUUGAUGACGCUACUUGGGUCACUUCUUAUCGAUAGUUUAAUAUUUGAAUUUCUUUGACAGUUUUAUAUAUAAUCUUUGAAUAUUAACUGGUUAAUAUCUUUGAUUUGUUGUAAAAUAUGCAAACUUAUGCGGAAGACGCGAAAAUGGCGCAGCGAUUUACAGGUCCACCUGCAGCCGGACCUGGUGUGCCUCCUCAGCAGAGGUAUCCUCCACCGCCAGUGCCACCUUUGAGGCAGUAUGCGGGUCCCAGCUUUCCGCUUCAGCCACGUCCAGCAUUUAAUCCGCCUCCUACUAUGGGCUCUUCUGCUGGACCAAACAUGAUGCCCAGACCUCAGCAGCCAACCUCUUAUCCACCAAUGCGACAGGGACCUAUGACACAGCAGUCAACAUCCAAACGACCGUCUGACAACAGACCACCUGCACCUCAACCAAAAGCAGACUUUCCACACACAACAGGCAAGAAAAAGAAGAAACUUGCUGAUAAGAUUCUUCCACAGAAAGUUAGAGAUCUUGUCCCUGAAUCUCAAGCCUAUAUGGAUCUGUUGGCUUUUGAACGAAAAUUGGAUUCGACAAUAAUGAGAAAGAGAUUAGACAUCCAGGAAGCAUUGAAGAGACCAAUGAAGCAGAAACGGAAACUUAGAAUCUUCAUAUCCAAUACUUUCUACCCUGCCAAGGACCCAUCGGAGGGAGAAGAAGGAAGUGUGGCUUCGUGGGAACUUCGUGUUGAAGGAAGGCUUCUUGAAGAUAGCAAGAAUGAUCCAAAUAAGGUGAAGAGGAAAUUUUCAUCAUUCUUCAAGAGUCUAGUCAUAGAACUUGACAAGGAUCUCUAUGGGCCAGAUAAUCAUCUAGUUGAAUGGCAUAGAACGCCAACAACACAGGAAACAGAUGGUUUUCAGGUGAAACGACCAGGAGAUAAAAAUGUACGCUGCACGAUUCUCCUUUUGCUGGAUUACCAACCACUGCAGUUCAAAUUGGAUCCUAGACUUGCAAGACUUCUUGGUGUGCACACACAAACACGACCCGUUAUCAUCAGUGCUCUCUGGCAGUACAUAAAAACGCACAAACUACAAGAUGCACAUGAAAGGGAAUACAUUAACUGUGACAAGUAUUUGGAACAAAUAUUUGCUUGCCAGAGAAUGAAAUUUGCAGAAAUUCCUCAGCGUCUGAAUCCUUUACUUCAUCCUCCUGAUCCAAUUGUAAUCAAUCACACUAUCAGUGUGGAAGGUGCAGAACAGAAACAGACCGCAUGUUAUGACAUCGACGUAGAAGUAGAUGAUACCCUGAAAACACAGAUGAACAACUUCCUGCUCUCAACAGCAAGUCAACAAGAAAUUCAGAGUUUGGAUAACAAGAUCCACGAAACUGUUGAGACAAUUAAUCAGCUAAAGACAAACAGGGAGUUCUUUCUCAGCUUUGCUAAAGAUCCUCAGCAAUUCAUCAAUAAGUGGAUAAUUUCACAGACGAGAGAUCUAAAGACAAUGACCGAUGUUGUGGGUAAUCCAGAAGAGGAAAGGAGAGCAGAAUAUUUCUACCAGCCUUGGACACAAGAAGCAGUCUGUCGCUAUUUCUAUACAAAAGUGCAGCAGAAACGAGCAGAACUUGAACAAGCAUUGGGUAUCCGUAAUGCUUAGUCGGAACUGUCAUGCUCACAGAGGAAUAAUACAUGUUAAUUCGACACUAUUUGUGGUUGUGACUGCUUUUCUGUUUUGCUCAUUUUCUUUUAGUGGCUUCUGGAAAGUGCUUUUGGAAAGCUGCUUGUUUGUAAUUCUGAUAAAGACUGUUAUUGCAAAAACUUUCUUGUGAUACCUUGGUAAACUAUCAACAAAUUUAUAUUUCAUCUGACUGAAUUUUAUAAGUGAGACAUGUUUGAUAGUUGUACAACACUAAGUAGAUUUGGUUACUUAUAAUUUUACUGUAUUUAUCUUUCCUGCUAUGAAAAGCAAUUGUUUAUUAGAAUUUAUUGCAUUCCACUCCAUUGAAACCUUCAGUUUAAUAAGAUUGAACACUUGUUCUGUACAAUAGUUUCCUCAGUGUAUAGUGUGUGUGAAUUUACAGUACUUGCAGAUUUAAUUAGAAUAUUUCAUGCAAACGAUACUAGUGUUACCCUCAACUCCUUUUAUUCAUUGUACUUGUUUGAAGUACAGAUUGAUGUAAUUCAUUCUAAGUGUAUGUUAUGUGUCUACUAUCAGUAAAAAAAAAAAAAAAGUCAUGGAGAUUCAAUAAACUCGAUGGCUAUAGUUGUAAACUCAUCUUUUGAAUGUUGAGAUGUCACUCCAGUAAGAGGUAAUAAAGAGCUUAAUUUGCAGUUCUACUUCA
Schistocerca gregaria is the source of this 2404-nucleotide messenger RNA. It is a transcript of the gene Bap60, whose product is annotated as brahma-associated protein of 60 kDa. Gene Ontology annotation, biological process: regulation of transcription by RNA polymerase II. The record is from RefSeq and is a predicted model, not a curated record. The transcript is spliced from 10 exons. Gene Ontology annotation, cellular component: SWI/SNF complex; nucleus. Bases 205 to 1719 code for a protein of 504 amino acids. Lineage: Eukaryota; Metazoa; Arthropoda; Insecta; Orthoptera; Acrididae.